ACAGAACCCAGACAAAGACUGGGAUAAAGAAGCUGCUGCAAAACAGCUAGACUAUCAACAACUUGAAGACGACAAAGUCUCUCAGAAAUCGGCAUCCAGUAAACUUUCCAAGUCCCCUCUGAAAUCUGUGAAAAGACCCAAAAACAUGCAGGCUAAAGUCAUCCUCCUGGAUGGCUCUGAAUAUACUUGCGAAGUAGAGAAGCGUUCGAAAGGUCAAGUUCUCUUUGAUAAAGUGUGUGAACAUUUAAAACCUGCUGGAAAAAGAUUACUUCGGUUUAGUAUACAGAGACUCUGAAAAUCAAAAGAACUGGUUGGACCCUGCUAAAGAAAUCAAGAAACAAACACGAAAUGGAUCUUGGCAGUUUUCCUUUAAUGUUAAAUUCUAUCCACCUGACCCCUCUCAGCUUUCAGAAGAUAUAACCAGGUAUUACCUCUGCUUGCAGCUACGAGAUGACAUUAUAUCAGGGCGUCUCCCUUGUUCCUUUGUUACAUUGGCUCUCUUGGGAUCCUACACUGUACAAUCAGAACUGGGUGACUAUGACCCUGAUGAAUAUGGCAGCGACUAUGUCAGUGAAUUCCGGUUUGCACCAAACCAAACAAAGGAACUAGAGGACAAAGUAGUUGAGCUGCACAAAAGUUAUAGAGGAAUGACUCCUGCUGAAGCUGAAAUGCACUUCUUGGAAAAUGCCAAAAAAUUGUCAAUGUAUGGCGUAGAUCUACAUCAUGCUAAGGACUCUGAAGGAGUUGAAAUAAUGCUGGGUGUGUGCGCCAGUGGCCUCUUGAUAUACCGUGAUCGGCUACGGAUAAACCGAUUUGCCUGGCCAAAGGUCCUGAAAAUUUCAUAUAAAAGAAAUAAUUUUUAUAUUAAGAUUCGCCCAGGUGAGUUUGAACAGUUUGAAAGCACCAUUGGGUUUAAGCUGCCAAAUCACCGGGCUGCAAAACGCUUAUGGAAAGUGUGCGUUGAACAUCAUACUUUCUUUAGGCUGAUGUCACCAGAAGCACCACCCAAAAAGUUCCUCACCUUAGGGUCCAAGUUCCGCUACAGUGGACGAACACAAGCUCAGACAAGAAGGGCAAGUGCACUUAUUGAUCGGCCUGCUCCCUAUUUUGAACGCUCAUCAAGUAAACGCUAUACAAUGUCCCGAAGCUUAGAUGGGGAGGUGGGCACUGGCCCAUACAUCACAGCAAAGGGUGUGUCUCAGACCAAUUUGAUCACAACGGUAACACCUGAAAAAAAGGUGGAGGAAGAAAAAGACGAGGAGGAAGAAAAGAAAAAGAAAAUGGAAAUCACCACGACUGUGACCACCGUUCGUCAUGACACAAAGCCAUCUUGUUAUUCAACUGAGCCAUUUCAUUCCCCUCCACUGUCAUGCUCUAGUUCCCCCUCAUCUUCAAGUCGUUUACGUAGGAGAUGUAAGGAGAACUCUCAUAAGUCAUGUGAGCUAGGGUCAGAUGUGGCUCAAGUGUCUAAUGAGCUUGAAUGGGACUCUGAACAAAAAGGGAAAUUAUACCCUGAUGAAGAUGAAAUGGGUAUAAGCUAUAAGCAGCAAGCUGGCAAAGGCGGGACUCUGUUUUCUUUCUCCUUGCAUCUUCCAGACUCAUUCCCUUCUCUGCUGGAUGAUGAUGGCUAUCUUUCUUUCCCUAACGUUUCUGAAGCCAAUUUCCUGCCUGAAAGUUUACAGCAUUAUCUUCCAAUCCGGUCCCCAUCCCUUGUCCCGUGUUUCCUCUUCAUCUUUUUCUUUCUGCUGUCAGCCUCUUUCUCUGUCCCAUACGCCCUCACGCUCUCUUUUCCUUUGGCUAUGUGCCUCUGCUACCUGGAGCCCAAGGCGGUCUCCUUGAGUGCCUCACUUGACAAUGACCUGAGUGACAGUUCAGAUGAUGAGACUGAUAGUGAACAGACGGAUACAGCAGCUGAUGGUGAAACAACCGCCACGGAGUCGGAUCAAGAAGAUGAUACAGAUGUGAAGACUCGGGAAUAUGAUAGGAAUCAAGAAGAACUAAUGAAACAUCAGACCAACAUCAGUGAGCUCAAGAGAACCUUUUUGGAAACCUCAACAGACACUACAGCUGCCAGUGAAUGGGAGAAACGGCUCUCUACAUCACCCGUGAGACUUGCUGCCAGACAAGAAGAAGCUCCUAUGAUUGAACCAUUAGUGCCUGAUGAGACCAAACAGUCUUCUGGUGACAAACUCAUGGAUGGUUCUGAUAUCUACAGUUUAUUAGAAUCUUCAAGAAAGCCAUCUGAGUUUAUAGGAGAGGUUACAACUACUUCACAAAACUGGGCUCAGAAAACUGAAACAAAAACCGAAUGGGAAACAACUGACAGAGAUGUAGGACAAGAGGAUGCAGAGCAAAGAACGACAGAGAAGGUUGUGCAGGGGAUAAUCAGUUUGGAGGAGACGGGGAGUGUGCAUGCAAGCUGGGAUACUGCUCAACUGAGUGCAGAGCAGUUGGAUGGUGCGGCUAAGGCAAAUGCAGUCAUUGCUUCUUGCUUGAAAGGGAGUGUGGAAACUGAUAAAGAGGAAGAUGGGGCUGUUGAUGCUUCUGCUGCUAGUUAUGCUCAAGAGGAGCAGCAUGGCUCAGAUAUUCAUGACACACAGCUAUUGGAUGGCAAGCCUCAUGAUGAGGUAACUGGAAAAAUGGAAUCUCUUUUUACUCAGUCACCCCUGGUGAAAACCGAGAUCAUCACUUUUGGCACUAUCGCAGAUGGGGAGAAGCCUGAUAUUUCCACUAAGGAUGUACCUGUAAUACAUACAGAAACGAAAACCAUUACCUAUGAGUCAUCAGAGAUGGUGUCUCGCCCUGACACAGAUCCUGGUGUUUUAAUGAGCGCUCAGACAAUAACUUCAGAAUCUCAUGGCACUACAACUACUACACACAUUACCAAAACUGUGAAAGGAGGCAUUUCAGAGACCAGAAUUGAAAAGCGUAUAGUAAUUACUGGAGAUGCUGACAUCGACCAUGAUCAGGCGCUGGCUCAGGCAAUAAAAGAGGCCAAAGAGCAGCACCCUGACAUGUCAGUGACCAAAGUAGUGGUACAUAAAGAGACAGAAAUCACACCUGAAGAUGGGGAGGAUUGA
Messenger RNA from Staurois parvus, 3080 nucleotides. The record is from the annotation of a GenBank genome assembly. NCBI's taxonomy places the organism in Eukaryota, Metazoa, Chordata, Amphibia, Anura, Ranidae.